This is a messenger RNA of Aureobasidium subglaciale EXF-2481, 1602 nucleotides long. RefSeq lists its product as uncharacterized. The record is from RefSeq and is a predicted model, not a curated record. The coding region runs from base 1 to 1602 and encodes 533 amino acids. Lineage: Eukaryota; Fungi; Ascomycota; Dothideomycetes; Dothideales; Saccotheciaceae. The transcript is spliced from 2 exons.
AUGUCACAAAGGUGCCCUGACCAAACUCAGUACGAUGUUAUUGUUGUCGGUUCUGGCGCGGCUGGGCUGACAGCGGCCCUCUCAGCCAAGCUCCACAAUCCAACCCUCAAUGUCCUCAUACUCGAGAAGGCACCGCUGGAAUGGAGCGGAGGCAACGGCUACUUUACAGCAGGUGCUUACCGAACUGCUCACAACGGACUGUCCUCGAUUCUGCCAUUGGUUUCCAAUGUACCACUUGAGCUGCAUGACAAGAUCGAUCUCGCGCCUUAUACUGACGAUGACUUUUAUUACGACCUACAGCGCGUGACGGGAGGUCGCAGUGACAAGGAUCUAGGAGCUGUACUUGUAGGCGAUAGUCUGGAUACUGUACGCUGGCUUAAAGAUCACGGAAACGUGGACUGGUGGCUCAGUUUCCGACGUCAAGCUUACGAGGUAGAUGGACGGUGGAAGUUUUGGGGUGGGCUGGCACUUACGGUGAAGGACGGAGGUAAAGGGCUCAUCAAAAAUCUGUCGGAGGCUGUUACGGCGAACGGCAUCAUCACAUUAUUCGACAUAAAAGUCCAACGCUUGCUUGUCAGCGAGAGCGGAAGCAUAGAAGGUGUGGAGGUCUCAGAAUCGACCAAAGCACACUCCAAGUCUCUGCUGUUCGCAACCAGCGUCAUUCUGUGCGCUGGCGGCUUCGAAGCAAGUAGAGAACUCAGAAAGUCAUUCAUGGGACCUGGUUGGGAGCUUGCCCACGUCCGCGGCACUCCCUACAAUACCGGAGACAUGCUUCUGGCAGCUCUGGACCUAGACGCGCGAAAAGCUGGCGAUUUCAGCCAUACCGGUUGCCAUAGCGUCAGCUGGGACGCAGACUCGUCUCCCGAUGGAGGUGACAGAGACAAGACGAAUGAGUUCACCAAGAGCGGAUACCCACUCGGGCUCAUGCUCAACACCCGCGGCAGACGUUUUGUGGACGAAGGCUUCGACCUUCGAAAUUACACUUAUGCCAUGUUCGGCAGAGCGAUACUCGAGCAGCCGGAAGGAAUGGCGUUCCAGAUUUGGGAUGCAGACGCCGUUGGCUGGUUGCGUGAGGAAGAAUACCGUGACGACGUCGUUCGCAAGAUUGUAGCGCAAAGCCUCGAAGAGUUGGCAGAGAAGCUCGCAACGGAGGGACUAAGAGACAGGCACGAAUUCGUGCGUACAAUCAAUGACUACAACGCAGCGGUUCGUGCACAUCGAGAAGAGAACCCUGACGCGAAGUUGGAUCCAUCGAUCAAGGACGGGCUUUCGACACAGUCAUCUCGGAUGUCGUUGGAGCUGCCCAAAUCAAAUUGGGCGUUACCUGUUGAACAGGGACCUUUCACGGCCGUUCGAGUAACUUCGGGAAUUACCUUUUCGUUCGGAGGUCUAGCAAUCGCGCCUAGUACGGCGAAUGUAAUAAGGAAUGAUGGGUCUUGCAUCGAUGGCCUCUUCGCAGCAGGGGAGAUGGUCGGCGGAUUGUUCUAUGCAAACUACCCUGGAGGUAGCGGGUUGACCGCUGGCGCAGUGUUUGGCAGAAGAGCAGGCGUUGCUGGGGCCCAACGGGCAGAGCAGCAAUUAAAGAGCAAUGUCAAGUUGUAA